Messenger RNA from Trematomus bernacchii (emerald rockcod), 3705 nucleotides. RefSeq names its product interleukin 12 receptor, beta 2a, like (gene il12rb2l). The coding region runs from base 94 to 2289 and encodes 731 amino acids. The transcript is spliced from 15 exons. Lineage: Eukaryota; Metazoa; Chordata; Actinopteri; Perciformes; Nototheniidae. Gene Ontology annotation, cellular component: signaling receptor complex; external side of plasma membrane. Gene Ontology annotation, molecular function: cytokine receptor activity; cytokine binding. Gene Ontology annotation, biological process: cytokine-mediated signaling pathway. The record is from RefSeq and is a predicted model, not a curated record.
GGGCGACCCAUCAGGAUGAGGCACCGGUAAAAACUGAAGAAACAUUUUAAGCUUCACAACAAACUUUGAAACAAGGUUGUAUAUGGCUGCGGGAUGCACGACAGACACCCUAGCGUGUCUCAUAACGAGGCUAUGUGUAUUUUUUGUACAGGCACUAAAGGUCUGGGUCCAAAUGUAAUGGCCACACUUUGGACAAGGUGGCUUCUUUCCAUGUUGUUGGCCAACCUGCUAAAUUGUCUUGCUCAAGGUCCUCCUGUUGCUCCCUCUCGUCCUGAGUGCUAUAUCCCAUGUGGUGAGAAAAACAAUUGCGUAGAUAUCCACUGUAAUCCUGGCCUGGACCCUCGGAACUCCACAGAGUACAGCCUGCACUGGGAGCCAGCAGAUAGCGAGGAGAAGCAGGGGAUCAGUGGUAACACUUCGGAUUGGAUUAUCUGUCGCGAACAAUACAACCGCGGGAAACUUCGUGUUCGGGUCCAGGCUAAGAACCAGUAUGGUUCUGCUAAAUCUCCAUACUCAAUACUCAAUACUGAAAAUAUCAGCAAGUGGCCCCCUCCAAAAGUAGCAUCGCAUCAAGACUCCUUCAAAAUUGACUGGACUUUCACCUGUGAUGAGCAGCUCUUUUUGAGACAUUGUGAUGUCCGAUAUCGGACUGAGGCAGAACAAGACUGGCAUGAGGAUGAGGAUGAGUAUGAUCUCAGCUAUACGAUGGACCAUCCCCAGCCCAGCACCGUCUAUGAACAUCAAGUUUGUUGUUCCUGUGGCGAAGACUUGAAGAGCGACUGGAGUGAAAUCCACAGAUUACGAAGCAGAGAGACAGCCCCUGUUGGAGUGCUGGAUCUAUGGCAGGACUGUGGCAUAACUCAGAAAGGCUCUGACUGUGUUUUGACCUGGAAGAAACUUCCUCCGACUUGUGGUCUAAUUCUGGGAUAUGAAGCCAGACUGUCUUACAACAUCGACACUCUGGUGUUGCUGAAUGUGUCUACAGCUGAGCCAAAGGGCUUAUUGGUGUGUGAGGAGAUACAAUGCCACCUCACGUCCUCUCUAAAGGACGUAUCCUCAGUCAGUGUAUCUGCCUACAAUGCUCAGGGGGCCACGGUGCCGUCUAACCUCACUUUGCCGAUACCAGGUAAAGAGAAAACAGAUCAAGCUAUUCACGUUGAGAUGAAUGAAGAGAACCUCACUGUAUCCUGGGAUUCACCCUCUCAGCCCUCAGACAACCUGAAGGAACAUGUGGUGCAAUACAAACAAGCUGACUGUCCUUCAGGCCAAGGAUUUGAUUGGGUCAAAGCUACCACAAACCAAACAACAGCACUUUUUAAAGGUCAAUAUAAAAAGUACACCCCGUACCAAGUGUCACUGUUCACUUUAUCACAUGGCAGUGAAGUCCAUCACAUUUCAUCCGUUAUUCGAUAUUCACUUGAAGGAUCCCCCUCCGCAGUGCCAUCAUUUAAGGCCUUCUUGAUUGCUGCCACUCAAGUGACCUUGUUUUGGGAGUCUGUUCCUCUAUCCAAACAGCGUGGGGUGAUCCUGUACUACCAAAUAGUUGUAUACAGUGGAGUACACAGACACGUUCACAAUGCGAGUGUAUCCCCACAGCAGGAAAAUACUUAUAAGCUGGAGCAUCUCAGUCCAGAGCAGGACUAUGAGGUGCGAAUAAGAGCCGUGACGGCAGCCGGGCCCGGAGCAAAUGCCACCGCAAAGUUCAAAACGCAGCACGAUUACAAUUACGCCCACCUAAUAUUACCAAUUGUGCUUGGAGUCAUUUCAGUGGUUGUGAUAUGCCUCGUCAUUGCCUUAUACAGUAUUUUUGGGCGAGAGAUCAAAGCGUGUCUUCCAAGUUUCUAUUACAAAGUGCCAGAUGCCCGUAACAGCCACAUUUUCAAAAACAAGCACCUGAUUAGUGACUCUUUGGAUUGGAUCUGCUUUCCCCUCUAUGAGCUACAUCCCAAGAUCUCUCUGUUGGAGGUUGUGGAACUCCGAAGCAGGGUUUUUAAGUCCUCCCUGGAAAAAGCCUCCGACCCUGAAGGAUUAACAAGGCUAGUGAUCGGAGAUGAGUGUUCACAGAUGGACAGUCAAGACGAUAAGAGGGAGGAAGCUGUCCCAGAGGAGUGUCACAGGGCAGACCAUAGAUACGGAAGAGAAGAGUACAGCAAAAUGGUUGACUCCGAAGAGGAGAGGGACAGGAAGGAGGAGAACGAGGAAGAUUGCUUGAGCUCAUCAGAGGAAGAUCAGUCAACGUCGGGCUACGAAAAGCACUUUAUGCCCACUAUUUUUGAACUUAGAGUUUGAUGUUUUCUCUAUGAAUGGACUGCAUUUGAAUGGAUUGCAUUUAGACAGUGCUUAAUGACCCCUCAAAGCUCAAAGUCAGAAUUCACCCAUUCACUCACAUUCAUACAGAGGCAGAGGCUUCCUUACAAGGAGAGACUACACACAAGCCAUUGGGAGCAAUUUUGGGUUAAGUGUCCUGCCGUGCUGGGGACCCAACCACCCUCUACAUUGACUUAUCGACAUUCAUCUCACAUGUUUUUUCUUUUUUCUUUGAAAUGUGCAGGACAUGUUUAAUGUAGAAAUGUGAUUUUAGACCAUGACCCUCAGGAAAGGUUUCAGUAGCAUCUCUGCAGGCCCCAGGAGGGUGGGCUCAGGUCAUUGGAAAUGUACCAAAGCUUAUGACAGUCAGACAGUUUUUCUCUCUAACCUGACUUCUACAUUUAAAUAUUACUUAUUAAGCACAUGGCAAUCACUUUCCUUACAUUUCCUUUUUUAAUUACAUCUCAAAUAUAGGCCCCCAUUGUUGUGGGUAAGGCAAAACAACACAUGUGGCCACAAACUGACAAUGUACUGGGGGUGCAGUAAAUAGUAUUUAUUUUAUGAUCAAAUCAAAUCAAAUCAAAUCAAGUUUUAUUUAUAAAGCACAUUUAAAAGCGAUUUUUGGUCGAGCCAAAGUGCUGUACAUGUAAUAAAAACACAUGACUACAAUCACAAUAAAAGACAAUAAAUUACAACAGAUAUUUCAAAAGAAAACACAGGGAAAAGUCAGGAGUCGUGCUCCGCUCUGACUAGAAGGCCAGGGAGAAGAAGUGUGUCUUAAGAGUAGAUUAAAAAACCCCUAGGGUCUGGGCCGACCUCACAUGGAGGGGCAGAGUGUUCCAGAGCCUAGGGCCAGCUGCCGCGAAGGCUGAUCGACACAUUAAUCCAGACUGGACCCUAAAUAUAAAGUAAAUUAGGAAUUGUUUAUGAUGAUAGCACCUUCUUAUACACAUAAUGACAUGUAUAACUCAGGAUACUGUUUGGAAUGUAAGUACAUUUGUGUUACGUAAGUAUGUAUAGUAUGGACAUUUAAAAGGAAAAGCCAUGCUAAAACGUAGUUUUUCUAAUCAGGUGUCCCUGAAUGAAUGCCCUAUCCAUUGGCUGAGGAUGUUUUUGUUCAAUUUGAAUUAUUAACUUCCAGAUAAGCUUGUGAAUGUUGGACAUUUGAUCAUGUGUUAAUAUGUAAAGCAGAAAAGCCCAUAUAACAUACAAAUGAAUUUAAGAGCUACAGGAACUUUUGCUAUUUUGAACCAACUGAAUGUAAAUGUUAAACUGUGAUAUCUGGAGUUAUUUCAUGAUAUAUUUAAAGUGGUCAUUUGAUAUUGCAUCUUUUACAUGAUAUUGCAUUUUUUACAUGGUUUGUAUGUGUAAAUAAAGAAACGUCCUGUAAAAAAGAAA